AGGAAGUCGCUUGGCCUCAACAAGCCAUUCUGAUCCAAAGCCUUUUUCCUCUGAACCGGCUGAGAUCUUUGCUCUAAGAGGAGACCCCUGGACUCAGAGAAACGCUGCCCGCCCUCGGAGGCCGGAUGCUAAGCAGCCACAGCUGUGAGCACCCUGGAAGUUCUUUUCGGUUCUUCUGUCUGUCCCAGCAACCCCCAGAGGCUCUGACAUCCCUCCAUGAAUCCCCGGAAGAAGGUGGACCUGAAGCUCAUCAUCAUUGGAGCCCUGGGUGUAGGAAAGACUUCCCUCCUCCACCAGUAUGUGCACAAGACAUUUUAUGAGGACUACCAGACCACGCUGGGGGCCAGCAUCCUCUCCAAGAUUAUCAUCCUGGACGACACAACUUUGAAGCUGCAGAUCUGGGACACAGGCGGACAGGAGCGGUUUCGCUCCAUGGUGUCCACAUUCUACAAAGGCUCCGACGGCUGCAUUCUGGCUUUCGAUGUCACCGACCUAGAGUCCUUUGAAGCGUUGGAUACCUGGCGGGGUGAUGUUCUGGCCAAAACUAUUCCAAUGGAGCCCUCCUACCCCAUGGUGGUGCUGGGAAACAAGAUUGAUCUCGCAGACCGGCAGGUGCCCCAGGAGGUAGCCCAAGGCUGGUGUAAAGAGAAGGACAUCCCCUACUUUGAAGUCAGUGCCAAGAAUGACAUCAACGUGGUACAAGCCUUUGAGAUGCUGGCCAGCCGGGCUCUGUCCAGGCUGUGCCUGCUCAUGCCGUUCCGCUGGAAAGCGGAGGAAUGUUGUCUGACCUUGUAUGGCGCUCUGAUUCUCCGCAAACACUGUGCAAUGGUUGCCAAAUGCUGA
Messenger RNA from Enhydra lutris kenyoni (northern sea otter), 843 nucleotides. Its product is annotated as RAB7B, member RAS oncogene family. The transcript has 6 exons. Bases 217 to 843 code for a protein of 208 amino acids. Gene Ontology annotation, cellular component: phagocytic vesicle; lysosome; late endosome. Gene Ontology annotation, molecular function: GTP binding; GTPase activity. NCBI's taxonomy places the organism in Eukaryota, Metazoa, Chordata, Mammalia, Carnivora, Mustelidae. The record is from RefSeq and is a predicted model, not a curated record. Gene Ontology annotation, biological process: phagosome-lysosome fusion; endosome to lysosome transport.